This is a messenger RNA of Symsagittifera roscoffensis, 2083 nucleotides long. RefSeq lists its product as uncharacterized. The record is from RefSeq and is a predicted model, not a curated record. The coding region runs from base 5 to 2065 and encodes 686 amino acids. Lineage: Eukaryota; Metazoa; Xenacoelomorpha; Acoela; Convolutidae. The transcript has 2 exons.
GAAAAUGAGCACUGCCAUUGAAAUGAACAACCACGAAUUGGAGGAUAGCUCUAACAAUUGGAGCAAAAAAUCAGCUGCCGUGAAUCUUCAAGACGCCCGAAUAUCCAAACUGGUCCGACAUAUUCAGUCGUUGUUCGUAGAAAAAGACAUUUUAAGUACCGACCAACGGGUAUCAAGUUUAAACGAAAUCAAAACAUACUUGAAUAAUGUUUCCUCUAAUUCGCUCUCAGUGGGAGCUCCAGUAAUUACAAACUUCCUCAAAAAUUGGAUCAAACACUUUCAUAAAGUUGAUCGAAAUCCUAAUUUACGAGGAAAACGAGGUGAGUUGGAAAUCUUGGUGCUUAUCAUUCAAAACUUUCCGUCUUUUAUUCCCUCACAUAGGAAUAAUUUAUUGAAAAUAUUUCUAUGCGAGUUGUCUUUCCUGUCUGAUUUAAAACUGGCCAAUUACCGAAGCUUCUUAAUUGAGUUAUUUGCCCAAACUGCAGUGGCCGGAAAAUGGUCCUCGCAAGCCAGCGAUACGUUCAAAUUGCACUAUCAGUGUACAAUUGAAAUGCUGAUUAACUCAAUUUAUUUCUUGGCCUAUAAGUACGAGUUUUACAAUAAAUCAGAAGAAUUUGCCGAAAGUUUGAGCGCAAACGGAGAGCCAAAGUUUAUUGAAACGAAACAACAGCUUUUGAAAUUGAGUGAAUGUUGUCCAAAAAGUUUUGUUUUGGUUCUGAUGCGGAUAUUGAAACGUUUAAUCUCCAUUGAGAUAGUCCACGUAGCAAAUUUUCCAGUCAAGUCUUUCGUUAACCUGUGUGUAAAAAUCUUACAAGACGUAAAAUCGAAUGUGUUUGAAGCUGAGAAAUUAUCCGAGUUUCUGCUAAGUUUGAAAAUUGAGUGCAUGGAUUUGAUCAAGUUGGUGUGCUGCAGAUUUGGGUCUGUUUGUGUUGUUUUUAUCCAUCCAAUCAUGAGCUGUUUGAUGUGCUAUUUGAAGAAGAGUGCUGGAGUACUGAGUCGAAUGGACGAAAACUGUUUGGCAGAAAAUUCAGCCAAAUGCUACUCGAAGGUUUUCGAACUGGCUGAAUGUGUCAUUACUAACAUGACUAAGUAUGGAUUUGACUGCGACGAACUCGGAAAAGUGUUGGUUUCAAUUACAUCAUCAUUGCACAGAUUUGCAACUCACGAGAAGCAAACAAGUUCGGCUCUGGAAGACCCUGUGAAGGAAAGUGCAACGCAGAGCUCGGCAAAGAAAACCAGUCGAAAGAGAAAACGUGAUAGACAUGUGAAAAGUGAGCAAACUGGAAAAGAUUGUCCCGAGUCAAAAAUAAAUACUACCAACAAAACGCUAGAAAUUAAGUUCAUAAUUUCGGUCUGUGAAUUCUCGGCGUGCUUGUUCAAAAAUUGUUCGCAUUUGUUUUCAAGCGAAGUUAUUCAUAAGUCUAUGUUGAAUAUUGUUUCCCUUUCGAUCACAAUUUUUUCCUCUUUCGGCAACGAGUUUACGGUUUCAACUGCAGAAUACCCGAAUGUUAAGUUGUUCAAAAAGGAGGAUGUAUCACUUGCUAUGUUGACAGUCAUUGAAGGUUUGAUCUGUCGGCCGAAUCCGAAGUGUUCUCCACCUGUAGCGAUUCUGGCAGAGGUCGUUAAAUUGGCAGCAAACAAUGAACGAAAAACAUUAUCUUGUAAAGCGAAAAAUAUUCAAGUUCUGAUUGAAAUCGUGACCAAACCUAAUUUGACGCAAGUGUUUUCUUCUAUUGAAAUGCAGUACGAGCCCAAAACAGAAUUUGAAAACCAAUUGGUUCAAACAGAAAAUCAAGUUAAAUUGGUCAGUGUGUAUGUGCAAACGAAUCAACUAGCCGAAAAUGCAACAGGUGAAUUCAAAGCCGAAAAGUACAAUCCACCAGUGAAGAGGAAAAGUAGAAACUGUUUUGUCCAAACUGACGAGAAAAUGUUUGCGAAACUUAAAAAAGUUGGAAAUAAAUCUGACGUUGUGAAGCGCAAAACUGGAGCAUCGGUUAAAUUACAAGGCGAAGAUGAGAAUAACUUUGUUGAAAUUUGCGAGCAGUUUGUUCCUGAUAUAAUAUGAAAUAUAAAUAUCAGAUAA